CUUUUAUCGAGACAACCCUAGAAGAAAACUCCGUUCAUCUUUUCACGGCGGCUCCGUCGCUAAGCCGCUGAUCUUCUUUCUACUCAUACUCUAUGUUACGGUGGAUCAAUUGCAAUCCUCAAUCUUUGGACUUCACUCAUCUAAUCCGUCUUUCUUUGAAUUUCUAUGGAUCUGCCAGAGAUACCUCCUUUCUGUAAGAGAGAUUCAACGCCUCCCUGCAAAAACAACCAUGACUCCACUAUUCCUUCGUUGACCACAUCUCCUCCGUCACCUAACAAUUACAACAGCCAUGACUCUGUUGCUCCUUUGUCGACCACAGCUCCUGCGCACGGUGAGUCCUUUGCUGUUGGUCCUGCAAACUCCGACCAGGUACCAAAACCGAUCCAGUCUCUUGAGGCUCCUCAAGAUGUUCUUAACCAAAUCGAAGAGACUAUAGAAGAAGCAGCAGCUUUAUUCGUACCUUCGAUGGGAGCAUGGACAAAGCCACUUGUUUUAAAGUUCCCUCCUCCUUGUACACCACCAGAGCCAUCAACGCCUUGUAGCUAUGAUCCACUGUUAGUGCAAAGCCAGAUUGAGACAUUUUGGCCUUCACUGGAGAAAAGUACCAACUCUACAAAGAAUAAAUCUUCUUUGCUGAAAGUACCUUCUUCACCGAACCUCCCAGUUCCAAAAUUGCCGCCCCCAGAGCUAAAGGAAGAUGGCUCACUCCGCUUUCCAUGGGCUGCAAGGAUGAACCCAGCAACAAGGAACUUGUAUCGUGCUUCAAGACCAACUUUCAGACUUGAUGGCACUCCUGAGAUCAUCAUUCCAACUAAGGUACUUCAACUUGGCCCUGAGAACGUUGGAGAAUAUGUGAUUGGGCAAUUUCAUAGCUGUUCUGCUCCCUCGGGUGGUCUUACCCAUGCUGUUGUAAACCGUCUCUGGGGUAGAAACUGCAAAAUUGUUAGUCAGAAACUAGGCGAAUCCUCUUACCUUUUCCAUGUUCCACACAAAGAGACAAGACAGUGGAUUAUACAGCGUUGCGUCUGGCAUGUAGAUGACUGCUUAAUGUUUGUAGCUCCUUGGAACUCGGAAGGCUCUCUAAAAAUUCCUGAAAUCUCCACUGUACCAGCUUGGGUGACCCUACAAAAUAUCCCAACCAGCUGCUACUCUAGACUUGGAAUCUCGCACAUUGCUUCAGGUCUAGGUGAGCCCAUGGUUACGCAUAAGCCAAGACUGGAUCCCUUCAACAUUGGAGAAGCUAAGAUUUUGGUGGAAAUAGAACUCGACAAGAGUUUCCCCAAACAGAUUGCUUUGGACGACAAGCUUGGCAACAUAUUUUUAGUUGAUGUUAUCUACUCUUGGAUUCCAUCAACUUGUGAAAGAUGUGGGAGUCUAGGUCACAAAGCAAAGAGGUGUUUAAUAAAAGAAGACAAAACUCCACCAACAAAUGAAAAAGAAUCUGAACACAAGGAUGUGGAUAUCCCAGUGGUUGCUAUAGAUUCUUUCUUGGAUAAUAUUGAUUCUGAUGUCCAGCAGAAUUGUGUCACUCCUAUGGUGCCAGUAGAAGAGCUGCCUGAUCAAGCAGAUGAUCAGAUUCUAGGACAAGAGUUUGGUCCUCAAAAAACUGUCGUUACACCUCAACAUGUUCCCUUUCAACUCAGGAAGCCAGGAGCGUCUUCAACAGACAUUAAUUCUUCACCGAUAACUAAUGAUUCUAUGUCUCUUCAGGUAGCUAUAUCUCACAAGGAUAGCUCUGCUACUUUCCGUAAAUCAUUUCCGGAUGCAAACGUUACCCUUUCUUCUACGCUAGCAGGUACAUCAUCUGCUCACACUUCUUUACAAGUUAUGGACGAUGUUCCAUCAGAAAUUAUCAUGAAUGAGGGUACAACACUCUCAGAAAAUGAUCCUUUAAAAAUGAUCCCUCUUUCAACCGAGUCAAUCCAAGAAGUAAGUAAUAUGGAAAGUGAUUUUCAUUUCACUGAACAAAUGGAUGAAUUUGGAAGCAUGACAAGAGGGGGUCGGUUGAUCAAACCGCCAGAAAAAUACCAAGAUAUGGGAUGGACGAAAGCUCGUGGCAAAGGAAAACGAGGCCCUAAAAGUCGAGGUUCCUAUCAAACGCACUAAUAUCCUACAUAGUUUGGUUAAACUUUAGAGUUGUACUAAGUUUUCUUACUUAGAUAGCUCUUUCUCUAUCUACUUCAUGUAUCAAACUUUCUCAAACUAUAUGAUCUAACAAAUCAUAUCUUGUACUUUGUUUUAAUUUUAAUGAAAGCCA
Molecule: messenger RNA, 2257 nt
Organism: Eruca vesicaria subsp. sativa (arugula)
Lineage: Eukaryota; Viridiplantae; Streptophyta; Magnoliopsida; Brassicales; Brassicaceae
Source: the annotation of a GenBank genome assembly